Molecule: messenger RNA, 849 nt
Organism: Gaeumannomyces tritici R3-111a-1
Lineage: Eukaryota; Fungi; Ascomycota; Sordariomycetes; Magnaporthales; Magnaporthaceae
Exons: 3
Coding region: 1-849 (282 amino acids)
Source: RefSeq, a predicted model, not a curated record
AUGUCCGAAUACCUACUCUACUCCAGUGUCCUUCCCGACCCCGAUGAGCACAAUAUCGUUGAAAUGGUUCGGCCCUCCGAGUACGAUGUCCUGCCAUUCUUCCAGGACAAGCUCUACGCCGAGAUGGUCCUGCUCAGGGACCAUGUCAGGCGCCACCUCGCGGCCGAGGAGGAGAACGGCUGGCUGAGCGAGCUGCGGGACGCCGACGACUUUGGGCUGGAGAUGCAAAAGCUCUCGUUUGUCGACUACAACACGGCCUGCAUGAUGGACAAGAUGCAGAAGAGCCUGUGGCUGCUCGACCUGCAUGCCCGCAAGCUGGGUGCCACCAUCGACGUCUGUGCGUACCACUCUGAAGAGCACGAGGACGACGUGUUUCCCUGCAUAUCGUUUAUCUGGUCUAGCCUCUUUCAGGCAAUAUCUGCAACCUGCAAAUGUCACGACGAGGAAGCCUUUCGCUUGGCAAAAGCCGUCCUCACCCUCACCACCUCCAUCGAAAUACUGGAGCGGGAACGGGAGGAGCAAGAACCAUCAAACUCGCUCAACGUGACAAGAUUCGGUAUCCUGCUGAUCCAUCUCAUGGCAAUGUGUGCCGACCUGAUUCGCUGGAGCAGAGACAUGCCCGCCGACAUGCCCCAGGUCCCGCGGUGGCUGUUCAACGACUUUGAGCGGAGGGUCUCGGACAGGGAGCAACGGGGACUGACAAACCUUGAGGCAACAGAAGGGAAUGUCGAGUGGGCCCUCCCCAUGCCGUUCCCUGCUGAGGAGCCUUUGGCAAGCUAUCCUCCCUCUGAGCAGCUGCAAUGGAGGCCAAUCGCGGGAGUAGGUGCAUUUUCGUCACGAUCGAUCUAG